GUUAGAGGGACGUGUAGCUGCUGUACACGGAAGUGCUCGCUUGCCGGUACAGUCGCAGUUACUGAUUGAUAGUUCUGUAGCGGCGGGAUUAAUACCAGCGGCUUGGAGAGAUGGCGGGGGAUUUUUCUAUGAUCGGUUCGGUAAUCCUCGGCUUAUUGCUGGCUGGAUAUCUUGGACAACAGUACCUGCCUCCUCCUAAACCCAGGGUAAUUGGGUUAGAUCUUGGGACCACAUUUUGCUCAGUUGGAGCAUUCCAGCCAGGAACAGGAGAUGUGGAGGUCAUUCCAGACGAGAAGGGACGGAAAAGCAUCCCGAGUGUGGUGUCCUUCACAGACACCGGCAUAUAUUCUGGACACGAAGGACAGGAAUUACAAGACAUUAACCCACAAAACACAAUAUAUGAUGCCAAGAGGUUUAUAGGAAAGGUAUUUGACCAGAAGACUUUGGACCAGGAGAGUGCACGUUACCCAUUCAAGGUCACCUUCAACAACGGCAGCGCAGAGUUUUUGGUCUCCACAAACAGCACUUUCACAGUGACCCCCGAAUUCAUCGGCUCUCGCCUCCUGUUGAAAAUGAGAAAGAUGGCUGAGAAGCAUCUUGGAGUUCCCAUUGAGAAAGCGGUUAUAUCUGUUCCAGCAGAGUUUGACGAGAGGCAGAGAAACUACACCAUAAGAGCUGCCAACCAGGCUGGGUUGGAGAUUUUAAGGGUUAUUAAUGAGCCCACAGCAGCAGCGAUGGCCUACGGGCUCCACAAAGUGGAUGUGUUUAACGUGCUUGUGGUGGACCUGGGAGGAGGGACGCUAGAUGUGUCUUUGCUCAACAAGCAGGGUGGCAUGUUCCUUACCAGGGCCAUGGCAGGCAAUAACAAGCUGGGAGGGCAGGACUUCAGCCAGCGUUUGUUCCAGUACGCCAGUGAGCGAGUGCGCCAGCAGUACGGAGCGCCCCCCACCUUGAAGGAGGACGUUCAUCGACUCCGACAGGCCGUAGAGGCAGCCAAGCUCAGACUGACCGUGGAGCCCAGCGUCUCCCUCAAAGUGCCUCUCUGCCUGCAGACCACAGGAGACGAGGGUCCACAGGAAGAGAAAGUUACGUUCCAAGAGGAGCUCACCCGCGAGCUCUUUGAAGACCUCAACGCAGAUCUGUUCCAGAAGAUCCUGGCUCCUAUCGAGACUGUUCUGGUCGAGGGACGUCUAGAUAAGGCCGAAAUCGAUGAGAUCGUUCUGGUGGGAGGCUCCACCAGGAUCCCUCGCAUUCGGCAGAUUAUUAGCCAAUACUUUGGCAAGGAGCCAAACACGUCUGUGGACCCUGACCUAGCUGUGGUGACUGGAGUGGCCCUCCAGGCGGGCAUCAUGGGAGGGUCUUGGCCGCUACAGGUCAGCGCCAUCGAGAUUCCAAACAGGAGUCUGCGGAAAACGAACUUCAGCUGAGAACCGAAUAUCUUUAAAAUCAAUGGACCUCACCAUUGAUGUGCAAUAACUUUUGCACAAACUGUUCUAAUGAAAUCAAAUCGACUAAAAAGAGAAACGAAUGCCAAUUUCAACGUAUCCAGACCAUCUCUACAUGGAUGUUUAUAUUUUACUUUUUUUUUUUUAUUCCAUCAGUCAAUAGAUAAAAUGUGUGAUUUACAUUGCAAUCUUAAGUCCCAUCAGGACAGGAUUAGUUUCUCAGGGGGUUGUCUGUGGAAAAAGUGUGGAUUUCACACUUUUCAUCACAUUCAGUAGCUCCUCCAUUUCCACUCUCUGUUGUUUUUACGUGGAUCUCCGUGGAAACGUGCACCCAAAGUGUAAUUACAGUGCGCGGCAGUGGACAAAUAGCUAUUUUAUUAAACACGAGGUGACCAAACAGGACCUCAGAGUUCAGCAAAAAACAGUAGGUUAUUCAGCCUGUAAUUUUUUAUUCAGAGGACGCCUGAGAAAAACGCAUGCAUAGUCAUUCCAGACGGACAUAAAAUCACAGAGGACCAUCCAUAAAAAAGAGAAAAUUACCCCAAGACCCCCUGAGAAACUAAUCCCAUCUGGAUAGGGCUAUAGAUUUCAGAAGUGGAUUGAGAAAGACGGAGCUGUACUGAGAUUUUGCAAGAAUUUGUGUUUGUAAAAUUCUUUGUUGGGACCAGAAUGCCUGCAGGGACUGGCAGUUUUAAACUUGGAAUUUCAUACAAAAAUAAAAUGGUUCAGAAUAGUCAGAAACACGUUGCAGAUUUGAAAUAUAAUGCUGUGAGUAGUUAAAAACCGUACAAACUUUCUGGGCAAGUUUAUUAUUAUUAUUAUUAUUAUCAUUAUUUUAUUUUGUUACAGCACUGGAUAAAAGUGAAUGGGAGUCAUAGUUACUGGUAACUACAGUAACAUCUACUAUAUGGGUUUGUUCUGGCAAAUUAGAACAAAACCAUUUAGUGGCCUGUUAUAGAAACAUUUGUUUAUAUGUUUUCAAUGUGGGUCUGGACCAACUGUACGAAGCUUUGAAAUGUGACCAGUUGUUCUUUGGCUAUUUAUUUAUUUAUUUUUUAAAUCAUUUUGCUUGUGCCUUUUGCAAAUGCAGUUACUUCAUUUUAUUUACAUACUGUAACAUACAACAGAUUAAUAAUUCAACAUUGCGUUUACGACUUUUGAUAAUUGCUCAAAAUGUAGAAAAUAUUAUGUAUUUGUGGAAUAUUUCCACCUGCCAACUGUACAGUGUGUACUGGUAUUUGUAAAACACGCUACUGAUAAACUCAACUGUUCAUUAAAAAGAUCAUUAAAAAACUGUCCUGAAAAGAGAAAUAAAAUACAUGGGAACUUUCAAA
This is a messenger RNA of Astyanax mexicanus (Mexican tetra), 2779 nucleotides long. It is a transcript of the gene hspa13, whose product is annotated as heat shock protein 70 family, member 13. Gene Ontology annotation, cellular component: cytoplasm; cytosol; plasma membrane. Gene Ontology annotation, molecular function: ATP binding; ATP hydrolysis activity; misfolded protein binding. NCBI's taxonomy places the organism in Eukaryota, Metazoa, Chordata, Actinopteri, Characiformes, Acestrorhamphidae. Gene Ontology annotation, biological process: vesicle-mediated transport; cellular response to unfolded protein; protein refolding. Bases 111 to 1427 code for a protein of 438 amino acids. The record is from RefSeq and is a predicted model, not a curated record. The transcript is spliced from 5 exons.